AUACACGGUAGUGUUGUUGUCUAAUCUGUGUAAUGUCUAACUAAUCGGAAUACUGAACCGGUUUGCCCUUCGUUAAAGUAAUUAAGAUCUAUUUGCGGUGACGCGUUUAACUUGGAAGAUUAUGCUUAUGGAGUAGGUAAAGGUAUGAUGGGGUAUAGGUAAUAUUGUGGAUUUUGUGUCACAUGCUCAAAGUAUUAAAUUGUUGAAAUAUUAUUAUUUACAAUCGUACAGUGUUGUUGUUGCAUAGAAAAAUCAAUUUCGAUCGUUGUUUUAAUUAAUUCGUUCGUGAGUCGAGAAUUGAAUAGAAUUUCUUAGAAAUGAAACUCUGCGGUGUUUUAUUUACCACUUUGUUGGCUUGUUGCGUGGCUGUGGAAAAUUUCAAUCCUGCGGUUCCGUUGGUUCAUCGUUUGAGCUCUAGAGUAAAAAGACAGAGUAGCGGAGGCGAUCCGAAUCUCGAAGGGAUAUUUGGUGGCCAGAAUAAUAAUAAUAAUAAUAAUGGUGGUAAUAAUGGACAAUUUGGACAAUCUUCAUCGUCUGGAUCUGGUACGAGUAACGAACAACCUCAAUUUGGAUUUGGAUUUUCAGAACUUGGAGGAACGCAAUCAAACAACAACAACAACGGUGGAUUCAACAACCAAGGAUCAUUCGGAAAUAACGGCGGCGGCGGCGGAGGCGGAUUUGGUGGCAAUCAAGGAUCAUUCGGCAGUGGUUCAAAUGCUCAGAGUGUACAAAGACCUCAAACUACCCAGCGAACCCCUCUUAAUCAGAUCGCCUUGCAAACUACCAUCAGUAGUACCGACUGUUUGAGAAACUGCAGGAAUCGACUUCCUCAGCAAUACGCUCCUGUUUGCGGAAGCGAUAAUAUUUCGUACUCGAAUAGACAAGUUUUUGAUUGCUAUACACGAGAAUGUGGACAAGAUGUUAGAGUUGUGUAUGCUGGAUCUUGCGUCACUACUCGUGCUCCUCAAUAAGUAUGUUUAAGAUGAAAAGCACCAACUGUGGAUGGUUCAGUGUUGAAAUGGAUGAUUUUUAAUUUUCGUGUACUUAUCUGUUGAUUUUUUUACCUGCCUCAUGAAGAUGAUUUAUUCCACAUUAUUAUUAAGUACUUAUAAUGCGUACCUAUACUAUCGUAUUUAGAUCUAUGUACCUACCCAACCCAAAUGUACCUACUGCAUCUUAUUCAAGUGUAAAUAUUUUUUUAUACUGCAUUUCUAAAUUUUUUCAAGUUAAUAAAUUUUAUUACCUGAGAAAAACAUAUUUUGCUACAAUAAAUCGACUAUAUUUUCAA
Planococcus citri (citrus mealybug) is the source of this 1288-nucleotide messenger RNA. Its product is annotated as probable WRKY transcription factor protein 1. The transcript has 4 exons. The record is from RefSeq and is a predicted model, not a curated record. Lineage: Eukaryota; Metazoa; Arthropoda; Insecta; Hemiptera; Pseudococcidae. Gene Ontology annotation, molecular function: protein binding; serine-type endopeptidase inhibitor activity. Bases 318 to 971 code for a protein of 217 amino acids.